This is a messenger RNA of Lodderomyces jiufengensis, 522 nucleotides long. RefSeq lists its product as uncharacterized. The transcript is spliced from 2 exons. The record is from RefSeq and is a predicted model, not a curated record. NCBI's taxonomy places the organism in Eukaryota, Fungi, Ascomycota, Pichiomycetes, Serinales, Debaryomycetaceae. The coding region runs from base 1 to 522 and encodes 173 amino acids.
AUGUACAUUACUGGUCAUUCUAAAAGGUUUUUAUGGAAGGUGAUGGAUCUUAAUUCAAUUGAACAGUUUUGGUAUCUUAUCAACACCAGAGUUCAGAAGGGAGAAUUAGAAAAUUCAGCUUUAAGUCAAAAAGUAAGAGAAGCUGGGGAUGAAAUACCUUUAGAACAAAUUUUAAAUGCUAUUCAUCAUCAAAUAAAUCAUAGUACUUCAUCCUUGUCUUUAAAUGACAAUAAUUCAAACUUAAUAGAAAAUGCAAAUACAACUGUUUUUAAUACUACAAUACAAACAAAUCCAAUUAAUGAUAUUGGUUUCAGUAAUUUAAAUAAAAUUAAUACAAAUACUUCACAACUUUCAAAUAUUAGAGCUUCAACAACUAAAUCAAAAGGUUUGUCUAAAUUAUUUUCAAGAAAAAGAUCUUUAACUAAUAUAUCUGAUAAAAGUUAUUUAGGAGCAAACUAUAUUGAUGUAGACUCAUUGUUUUGUUUUUCUGUUUUAGUAUUAAAUUCGUUGGACGUUUUAUAA